This is a messenger RNA of Notolabrus celidotus (New Zealand spotty), 5827 nucleotides long. It is a transcript of the gene anks1b, whose product is annotated as ankyrin repeat and sterile alpha motif domain containing 1B. Bases 548 to 4561 code for a protein of 1337 amino acids. The record is from RefSeq and is a predicted model, not a curated record. The transcript is spliced from 28 exons. Lineage: Eukaryota; Metazoa; Chordata; Actinopteri; Labriformes; Labridae. Gene Ontology annotation, cellular component: cytosol. Gene Ontology annotation, molecular function: protein binding.
CACCGGCCAGUGCGGUAGGUUCACGGCGAAGAGGUGGAGAGUACAGCGGGGCUGGAGAGCUUGGUGUGAAGGCUCACAGGGUUUCACCCCCCGCCUUCUGACGACUGGAGCUUCAGACCAGUCAGGAGUUCCUGUUCGGCCUGAGAAGGACUUUUCUUUUUCUUUCUUUCAAACACACACUGUCUUACUAUUUACUUCACAGAUACGCACUGGAGCUCCAGCGUCCCCCUGCUGCGCUUGUUUGCGCUGAGGUUACACCGGGGAGCAGUGCACGUCAGCGGACUCACUCGGGAGGAGACCACGGAGCCGAGCGUGUGAAUGGACCGAGGUUAUAAGGCACCAGGGGAGCAGUGCACGUCAACUCUGCUCUGACUGCAGCAUCAAUAACACCUAUUACACCGUCCAGCAGCAGCAGCAUGCAGUGAGAGGAGCUCUUUCAGAUGCUUUCCCACUCCACACAGUAAAGGAAAGGAGGUCGGAGGGGAGGAGGAUUUAUGGGACAUUUGUUGGAUUUUCAUCACCCCGUCGUUGCAAACUUGUGACCGGGAUGGGGAAGGAGCAGGAGCUGCUGGAAGCCGCCCGGACCGGGAAUGUGGCCCUGGUGGAGAAAUUAUUGAGUGGGAAGAAGGGGAUUCUGGGGUCAGGCUCCGGCUCUAUCCCUCUGCCUAACCUCCUGAGCAUGUGGAAGGGCCUGAAUGUCAACUGCACAGACAGCUCAGGAUACACACCUCUACACCAUGCCUCACUUAAUGGACACAGGGAUGUGGUACUAAAGCUUCUCCAGUUUGAGGCGUCCACAAACGUGGCUGACAACAAAGGAUGCUUCCCGCUGCACUUAGCCGCCUGGAGGGGGGACGUGGACAUUGUCCGCAUCCUCAUCCACCAUGGAGCCUCACACUGCCGAGUCAACCAACAGAACCACGAGAGAGAAACAGCGCUUCAUUGUGCAGCCCAGUACGGACACUCGGAGGUGGUUUCAGUGCUGCUUCAGGAGCUGACCGACCCCGCCAUGAGGAACAGCCGGCAGGAGACGCCUCUGGACCUGGCAGCGCUGUACGGACGGCUUCAGGUGGUACGGAUGCUGGUGAGCGCUCACCCCAACCUCAUGACCAGCUACACUCGCCAACACACCCCGCUUCACCUCGCUGCGCGUAACGGGCACCACAGCGCGGUCCAGACGCUGCUCGAGGCCGGCAUGGACGUCAACUGUGUGACGGAGAAUGGCAGCGCCCUCCACGAGGCGGCUCUCUUUGGGAAGAUGGAUGUAGUUCGCCUUCUGCUUGACUCAGAGAUCGACACCAAUCUGAGAGACUGCCAGGGGAGAACAGCUCUGGAUAUCCUGAGAGAACAUCCUGCACAGAAAUCCCAGCAGAUCACCGCUGUUAUUCAAGAAUACAUGAUGGAUGACAUGGAGAGGAGGAGCUUCAUGGAGGAGCCCAUCCGCAAGUGUCCCGUUCCUGCUCCUCGAACAUCCGUCCCCUCGCCCUCUGCCUCCCCCUCCCUCAGACACAAGAAUGACGCUGUGACAAGCGAGCUGUCCAAGCUGCUCCACGAGAUCAAAAAGUGCCGGGACAGGGAUUACUCCUUCGAGGAGCUCUGCCACACCAUCUCCUCGCACUCCAUGGACAGCUUCGGCAGCGGGCGGCUGUCUGACGAGGAGCGGCCGGAUCGACCCAACGGCACCCUGACCCGGGUCAGCAAGAGGCCGACCCCGCCGCUUCCUCCAGCCUUUGAAGAGGACGAAGCAGAAAAGAGUUGUGGCCCCACGGGAUUCUGGGAGGCCCUGACCCCCUGCAACGGCUGCCGCAACCUGGGCUUUUCCAGCUUAUCACAGAAUUCAAAGCACUCUGCAGAGAUCGUCACCUCUCCAUCUCUGGAUGUGUUCCUACCAGAAGACGAGGACAACCCGUAUGAGUCAGUGACCACAGCUGUCACACGCAAGCCCUCCUCGCUCGAUAUCAACCACCGGCUCAACGCCUGUCCACGCAAUGGUCACUCGUCCCAUGUAGCGACGAGUGAGGGGGAGCAUGGUAACCAUGGCAACUGUUCGACAGGCCCGACUCCAGACUGCUCCCCCCCCUCCCCCGACACAGCCCUGAAGAACAUUGAGAGAGUCAUCCGCCCACAGCCUAAGCAGCGCACCUCUCUGUCCUCGUCCCUGGACGUCCAGAGGCCGGUCAACCACAGCUGUGAGCCCAGCGAGGUGAGCUCGUCUCUGGGCUACGCCAGCUUCAGCACCAGCCCCCCGGCCAGUCCCCCACUCAGCCCCAACCAGGAGGACUCUGCAGGCUCCAACGACGACUGUCAGCUCACAGACGACGGGCCGUACCAGCGAGACCCGCCUCCUCCUCCCCCUCUCUGCUCUUCCUCUGCAUCCAACGCUCUGCUGGAAGAUCGCAGAAAAAGCCACAUCCCAGAGGAGUUUGCAGGCCUCCUUCAUGGAUCCUCCCCAGCAUGUGAAACCCCUGAUACGCCUUAUCACCUUUACAGCCCCAAACCUCGCAAAUAUGCCUCCACAGACGUCCGGAGCAGUCUGCUGCAGACCCCUGAGUUCAACAUCGUGAUCGGAGGGGGAUCCACGCAGGUCCUCUCCAGAACAGAGGGCGAGUCGUCGCCUCAGAGGACCGCCAUCACCGACCCCCAGAAGCCGCAGGUGGUAUAUCGAACUGUCUUCCACACGAAGGUCAACCAGGACCAGGCCCAAUCUCUGAACUGUGAGCAGCUGGAUCAACCUCGAGGCUGGUCUACGCUGGGCCGCCCACCCUCUUCCUACUCUGAUCAAAACGGGGAAGUUCCAGAGUUGCGAGGAAGUGUGCUAAAAGGCAGUACACCAGGAGCAGGCUACGAAGAGAGGGCCUGCACCCUGGGGAGGAUGAGGUCCAUGCCCCGCAGCGUGUUGGACCUGCAGCUCACCAAGUCUCUGUCCAAAUCUGAUUCCAACCUGGUAGCUGUGUCUCCCAUACAGGAGGAGCACAGCUGGGGGUCUGGGUCUCGUGGCCAGGGCCCCGGGAGUCCCAGCCCAGGGGAGGGAGCUAGUCCAGGAGCGAGACUGGAGAGAACACCCUCCUUCACUGCUGAGUGGGAAGAGAUUGACAAGAUUAUGAGCUCCAUUGGGGCAGGAAUAGGAAGUGGAUUGGACAUCAAGGACGACACCAAAGGUCCCCGCUGCCCGCUGCAGUCCGUGGGCCAGUGGCUUGACUCCAUCGGUCUGGUCCAGUAUGAGAACCACCUGCUGGCCAAUGGAUUUGACAACGUCCAGUUUAUGGGCAGCAAUGUGGUGGAGGACCAAGACCUACUGGAGAUCGGAAUCCUCAACUCAGCCCACAGACAGCGCCUCCUGCAGGCCAUACGGCUGCUGCCCAGGGUUCGACCGGUUGGCUAUGAUGGCAACAACCCCACAUCUGUGGCAGAGUGGCUGGAGUCGUUGGAGCUGGGCGACUACACCAAGUCUUUCCUCAUUAAUGGUUACACCUCCAUGGAGCUGGUCAAGAAGAUCUGGGAGAUCGAGCUCAUCAAUGUAUUGAAGAUCAAUCUCAUCGGUCACAGAAAACGGAUCCUCGCCUCGUUGGGGGACCGGCUACACGAAGACACCCCACAGAAACCUCCACGGGCCAUCUCCCUACGGGAGCCUGUAGGGAACCACACUCCUCCCCAACUCAGCCCAUCGGUGGGCCAGGCGGCGUACACGGCGGGGGUCCCGGGCGGAUCUCUGGACGUGCAGCACCUCAUCAUGCAGGCGGACGCCCGGCGCAGGCAGCGCAGCAAUGACAACUACUUUGAGGACGUGCCGCGAUCCAAGCUGGAGCGACAGAUGGCCCAAGUCAGCAUGGCAGGCGAGUGGUGCGAGCCGAUCACGUUGCGUCCCCCUAACGAGGCCACCUCGUCCACCCCGGUGCAGUACUGGCAGCAUCACCCGGAGAAGCUCAUCUUUCAGUCCUGCGACUACGAAGCUUAUUACCUGGGCUCCAUGCUGGUGAAGGAGCUGAGAGGAACGGAGUCAACACAAGAUGCCUGUGCUAAAAUGAGGAAGUCGACAGAGCAGAUGAAGAAGGUGCCGACCAUCGUGCUUUCCGUGUCCUACAAGGGAGUGAAGUUCAUCGACGCCACAAACAAGAACAUCAUAGCAGAACAUGAGAUUCGUAACAUCUCGUGUGCGGCUCAGGAUCCGGAGGAUCUGUCUACAUUUGCCUACAUCACCAAAGACCUCAAGUCCAGUCACCACUACUGCCACGUCUUCACUGCUUUUGAUGUGAAUCUGGCGUACGAGAUCAUCCUGACGCUGGGCCAGGCCUUCGAGGUGGCCUACCAGCUGGCCCUGCAGGCUAGGAAGAGCGGCCACGGAUCGUCCACACUGCCCGAGAGCUUCGACAGCAAGCCCAGCAAACCCGUCCCAAAACCUCGAGUCAAUAUCCGCAAAUCUAUGGAGCAGCCGUCCAUGGACCAGAAGGGCCACGCCAACGUGCCGUGGAUUGUGGAGCCGGGUCAGGAGGCCAAGAGAGGAGUCAACACCAAGGCAAUGCCGGACGCUCAUGUCUAUUACUGUGGAAUGCAAAGAAUGUAGCCAGCCCUAAACACGGACCUUGUCACACACACAAUGCAAAAUGGACUACAAAGGACCUUCUUGCUCACUUUGCAAAGGACUACAGACAUGGACGCUACUCCACAGUGUUUACGGUUGACUACAGAAUUUAACAUUCAUCCACAUGAUGCUUGACACAGUUUAACAUAUGAAUGCACACAACACACCACCAGGACUGCAUAUUGACAGACACCAGUCUGCUCUGAAUGUACACUCAUUUGAAAGCAGCCUCAACUUUCUUCAGCUACAUCAGGAUCUGUUUAAUGCGCCCAACUUAGAGGCGUGGCCUGUGAACAUUUGGGCGGGCACAGGGUCUCCAUGGAUGCCGAUUAUGGUGACAGGGCAUCUGUCGGGCUUUACUAAAGGGCACUACUGGGCAUGUGUCAGGGUUGGAAUGGGCAUGGGUUCGAGGAACGGCUCUUUUGAUCUUUUUUUAUUUUCUUUAAAGUCAGAAAAUAAUACAGAGAUAUAUGCACAAGCGUGUAAAUGUGAUUGGAUGAGCUACAACGCACUCAAGAUGCAACGUGUGAGUUUAUCAGGACAGAUGAUGAACCUACGUGAACAAAUUGCAUCCGGCGUUUAAAAAAAUAUAAAAAUAUUCUAUUGGUAUUGCCCGACAUUUUAAUGUUUAAUAUGAGAGUAUUAUAUUACCAUGAUGACUAUGAUUAUUCUUGUGCAAUUCUUGUCUACUGUUGUCUUAAUGUCACAUUAUUUUUCUAUGAUAUGAUGAGAUAAAAAACCUUGGGCUUGAGAAUGAUGGCCAUCCUUUAAAAAAAAUCGGAAACUAGAUGAUCAUACUUGUACACAGAGUGAAUGUUGCAGGUGGCUCGCUAACUCUUGUCAGGUCAAGUCCUCCAUCAUGUCUCAUGGGGCUCUACUCUUAUCUAGCAGAUGUACUAUUUUAAACGCAGUAUUACUGUAUUAUUUGGAUGAGACGUUAUCCAAUUAUAAAUGUACAUAGAUAUUUUGCCAACUCAUUGUUCAUACAUGUAAUGUAAAAGAGAAAAGAAUAAAGGACUUGCAGUACGUGGCACUGGAAACAAGGUACCAAAAUAAAGGUUGGAAAUAAAAAAGGAUGGUGGAUCGUAGAGAUUGUAUUUUGAGUGAAGAUGGAUUAUUUGGUGACAUCACUGCUGACCAACUUAUGUACAUAGGCUUGGGCUUCCAGCACACUGAUUUUUGUAAUUUUGGCCAUUAUUUAUAUCCUUGUAAAGCACAUGGAUUAAAAUAUGACUUGUAAAACCAUGA